AUGCUCGGCUCCGAGGCCGCCGCCGCUUGGAGGGCCCGCAUCGACGCGAGGCGCAAGUCCAAGCGCUCGGUCGUCCAGGCUGUCUCAGCGGCAGGCGCCUGCUCGGCGGGUAAUGCGAUCUGCUGGGCGAGCCUCAAGGCUGGCUCCGCCCGUUGCAACCGCGGGGACUGUCGGCUCCUGCACCUGAACUCCGGCACGUGCAUCCACUCGGUGGAACACAUGUUGGGGCAGCGGAGCGCCGCGUGCGACGCCUGCGCCUUCCACAGCCUCAGCCGCGAGGUGCUGCUGCAGCAAGUCGCCGGCUGGUGGGGAACGGGAUACGAGCUGGUUGAGAGCGGCGACACGGAGGCGGCGCGUCCCGCUGCGCCGCCUGCAAUGGCUUCGAGCUGGCACACCGACGUCGAGUUUUGGCGCGGCGAGAUCGCGCGCCGCCACCCGGGAAACGGCCACCUGCAGCGGCUGGUGGGGGAGGCGUGGUUCAGCGCACUGCUCUGCGACGAGGGCGGCGCAAAGCUCUGGCGCGGCGUGCGGCGGAGGCUGCUCAAGGAGCUGACAGAGGCGAGGGCGGCGGCCUGCCUCGUGCCGUGUCCGUGCCGUGUCGGCGACAGGCGUGGCAUCGCGACGCUGCUGCUCUCGGCCGCCCUGCCCGGCGCAACCGUCGUGAUGGUGCGGUGCCACCUGCUCGACAUCUUCCAAGAGGGCGCGCUCGAGCGGCUCGCGCAGCACUACGUGGCGGGCGAGUGCGGCGGCGGGCUUGCCUGGGGCUGCGCGGUCGGGACGCACUUGUGCGGCGCGCUGAGCGCGCGGCUCGUCUCCUUCUUUGGCAGCGGUGGCCCUCUGCUGCGCGAGCUGGUGCUCUCCCCGUGCUGCCUCAAGGGGUGGCUCGGGAAGGAGGUGCAGCGGCAGGCGCGCGAGCUGCACCGGCCCCACUACGAGGUCCUCGUCAGCACGCUCGCCGAGCUGGUGCGCGCAGCGUGCCGCGACGCCGAGGGCGAGGGCGGGAGCGGUUGCGCGGACUCUAGCGGGUCGGCGGCGGAGGUGGAGGUGCGCGAGUGGUACGAUGCGGAAGUCCUCUCAGAGAAGAAUGGCUUCGUGCUGGCCAGCCGGCCGCCGCCGCCGCCGCCGCCGCCGCCGCCGCCGCGGGACGUUGAGGCGGCGACGCAUCGACACGCGGAGCCAGGGCCCUCUUGGCCCCUCCUCGGAGCUUGCUCGGAGCCUCGACGCGCCGGGGCAGAGGCAGCGCGCGAGGGCGUGGAGCGGGCCGCCGCGCUCGCCACCUCGCUCCGCCGGUGCGGCCUCGACGCGUGCUAUUUGCGCCGGGGCGGCGCGGACAGCCUCGCCAAGCUGCUCGGCCGCCUCCCCGCCGGGGGGUCGCUGCUGGCCGUCGGGCGAGAGGGGACGAGCUUACACGCCGCUGGCGGCGGGCCACCGCUGCGCCUGCACGCCGGCAUCGCCGCCAAGCGGCUGCGCAACGCGGGCGCGGCGGGCUUCCAGGACUCUCUUCUGGCGGCGUGCGAGCUUCGUGCAGGCGAGGUCGUCAUCGACGCGACGGCGGGCUUGCUGGGCGACGCUCUCGUCGCCGCGCACGCCGUCGGCCCGGGCGGUCGCGUCGUCGCGAUGGAGUCGAUCCCGCUGCUCCACGCCGUCACUUCCGGGUCGCCGUCGACGCUCGGCGACGCCCGCGCAGACGAGGCGCUGGGUCGCGUCUCGGUGCUGCUCGGUGACCACACGGCGCUCCUGCGCUCCAUGCCGGACGAGUCGGCCGACGUCGUCUUCUUUGACGCGGCACCUGCGUACGCCGGGCUGCGCUCGCUCGCCGACCAUCGGCCGCUCAGCGCGGAGGCGGUGCGGCAGGCGGUGCGGGUUGCGAGGAGGCGCGUCGUCGUGAUGGACGCCGCCGCCGGCGAGGAGCUCGAGCGGUUGGGCGUGCCGCUCUACCACCGGAGCCAGCGCAAGCGCUUCGGCGUGAUAGACCGCAGCAGUCCGCCGCCGCUGACCACGGCCACGGCCACGACCACGACCACGCCAUAUCUCGGCGCCGUCGUCGCUCCAGCCAAAGGUCACACCGCGGCCCGUCGCCGGCGCAAUACAGAGCGACGUGCCGCCGAGGCGGCGGCAACCGCGGCGGCGACUGCGGUGGCGCUGCGAGAGCUGCGGGAGCUGCAAGGUGGAGACGGCGGCGGCGGCGAGGAGGGGGCGGCACUGCCCACGGCUCCUCCUCAGCCUGCUGACUCGCCGGCGCAGCUGCUGGCCGCCACGUGCGUUUGCCGCGACGAGGUGCGAGAGGCGUUGGCGCAGCUACGGCGCUCGAGAAAGGGGCGCCGAGAGGAGGCGCGGGUGGGGGAUGGGCAGGCGGCGGCGGGGGUGGAGGUUUGCAACGACUUGGUGGCUGCGAUGAGUUGCUGCAUUCGAAGUCUCGUGCGCGCCGUGGCGCAGCUCGAGGCGUCGACGCGCGGCGUGGCGCCAGGCGCGAUGUGCGAUGGUGGGACGGCCGCUGCGGCGCCGGCCGAGGCGGCGCGGGCGGCGGCACUGACGUUUGCGGCCGAGAUCCGCGCCGCCGCUGCGAGCCUCUCAGUCGAGGAGCGGGCGUUCGCCGCGUGCGACGCGCUGCGAAGAGAUUUGCGCUUAUCGUGUGGGCUUUGCGUCAGUGGUGACUGA
This is a messenger RNA of Emiliania huxleyi CCMP1516, 2658 nucleotides long. RefSeq lists its product as hypothetical. The record is from RefSeq and is a predicted model, not a curated record. NCBI's taxonomy places the organism in Eukaryota, Haptophyta, Isochrysidales, Noelaerhabdaceae. The transcript is spliced from 8 exons. The coding region runs from base 1 to 2658 and encodes 885 amino acids.